UCGGCUUCGCAACUCGCGCCUAUUUUGCAAUGUCCUAGCGAGGACUCGCAGUCAGUGUUGAACCUUUCCGUUUGGCGGUCGCUUCUCCCGCCUUUUCAAGUUGUCUAUUGUUUGUUUCGUUUUUCGCUGACAGCCAGCGAUGUCGUCGGAAGGCUUUUCAGCUAACGAGGUAGACGGCAUGGAGGAUCGGAUCGCUGAAACCUUCAGCGGAAAGAAUGUCUUCGUGACGGGAGGCACAGGCUUCAUGGGGAAGGUUCUGGUGGAGAAAUUGCUGAGGAAAUGUCCAGACAUUGGCAGCAUCAUUCUGCUGGUUCGUAUCAAAAAAGGGAAGACCCCCAAACAGAGAUUAGAAGAGAUCUUCAAUGGACCGCUGUUCGAGAAGGUCCGCAACCUGCGCGGGGGGGUGGACCCCCUGCUGGAGAAGAUGGUGAUCGUGGCGGGGGACUGCCAGCUGCCGGACCUCGGCGUCAGCGCGUCCGACAGACAGAUGCUGAGCGACUGCGUGCAUAUUGUCAUACAUGCUGCCGCUACUAUCAGAUUCGAUGAAGAGCUGAAGAAAGCGGUGCUGCUGAACGUCAGAGGAACGAAACUGGUGGUCGAACUGGCCAAGGAAUGCAAGAAACUCGAGCUCUUCAUCCACAUCUCCACGGCGUACUGCCACCUGCACGAGAAGCUUCUAGAGGAGAAGCCGUACCCCCCUCCCGCGGACCCGCACCAGAUCAUCCAGGCCGUCGAGUGGAUGGACGACGAGACUGUCGCCGCUGUCACUCCUAAACUGCUGAACAAGCUGCCCAACUCGUACGCGUUCACGAAGGCGCUGGGUGAGGCGCUGGUGGUAGAGGCCAUGGAGCAGGGCUUCCCCGGGAUGGUGUUGAGGCCUUCCAUCGUGAUUCCCAUUUGGCAAGAACCCGUGCCUGGAUGGACUGACAACAUCAACGGACCAACCGGUCUACUAAUUGGCGCGGGCAAGGGCGUGAUCCGCUCCAUGUACUGCAAAAGCAACAGCUACGCGGACUACCUGCCCGUGGACGUGUUCAUCAACGGCAUCAUGAUCGCCGCCUGGAACUACAUCAAAUAUGGUGACAAAGCAGCCAACAUCAUCAACUUCACGUCAUCAGCGGAGAUCAAGGUGACCUGGUCGGAGAUGAUCGACGCUGGACGAGAGAUCAUCAUGAACAGGGUGCCUCUCAACGGUGUCGCUUGGUACCCGGGUGGUUCGAUGAAGCACUCCCGCCUCUACCACAACAUCUGCCUCAUCUUCUUCCAUUGGAUCCCGGCCAUGAUCGUCGACGCCCUGCUCUUCUGUCUCGGAUACAAGCCUGUUCUAAUGCGCGUCCAACGCCGCAUCAGCAAGGGUUUCGAAGUGUUCGAGUACUACACGAACAACCAGUGGGACUUCAAGUCGGACAUCGCGCAGACUGUCCGACAACGCCUCAAUACCAGGGAGAGACGGGACUAUAAGGUCGAUGCUAUUGGUUUGGAUAUCUCCAAAUACUUCGAAGACUGCAUCAGAUCAGCUCGGAUCUUCAUAUUGAAGGAGUAUGAUCACACACUGCCCGCUGCCAGAAGACAUAUGAAAGUUAUGUGGUGUGUAGACCUCCUGGUCCGCUGUCUCUUCUGGGGCUACCUGCUCUACUGCAUGAGCGGGUGGAUGACGUCUCUCUACACGUCGGUCGUCGGUGCCAGCCCUGACGAGAUGGUCCAGCCCACUGUCAUGACGUCUUAGGCUAUAGCUGUAGAUUUUGGCCGCGUUUACCCGAAUUAUGGGUCAGGGUUGCCCCAUCGAGGAUUACCAGUUAUAAAUACAACAUAAAUAGUAUAAGAAGGGUUACCCGCUCUCAUUGGUUCAUAGUUUCAGUAAACGUGGCUUUAAAAUAAUGUGUUCGAUGUAGAGAAUCUAGGUAGAUACUUUAAGCCCACUAGACUUCCUGUAUAGGACUAGUUGUGAUUUCGAGUUACCAUAUUAAUUAAGAUUGAAUUGUUGUUACUUGUUUUCAACACGUACAUUUUGGAUUCUUUUAUGUUAAUUUUUUUGUAAAAUGCUCUAUUCAAAGUAUUAUGUUAUCAACUAUAAAAUAAAAUGUAACUUUAUGCGU
Molecule: messenger RNA, 2096 nt
Organism: Plutella xylostella (diamondback moth)
Lineage: Eukaryota; Metazoa; Arthropoda; Insecta; Lepidoptera; Plutellidae
Source: RefSeq, a predicted model, not a curated record